GGCAUAGUUCCAAUUGUUACAUUCUUUGAGAAUUGUUACUUGAUGAUAUUGCCACAAUUUCUCCAAUCUCAUCGAAAACUGUUUGUAACAUUUGGAAAUACUUCGCGACCCAUUUUGUAUAGGUUCCCAACAAGGAAGCACUGUUCUAUACUGUCUGUGUUUAAACUGAGCUUGUCAGUAAAUAGGUUGUUUUUUCUCUCAUAGUCAUUGUUAAUUUGUAGUUGUACUUUCAUCAUGUAUAUAGGUGGUAGGUGGAUGUAAUAUACUUUGGCAGUAAGCUUUUUCAAUAAACUUGCCUGUACAAUGACUACAAGUAACUGAAUUUAUGUGAAUUUGGACAAUCGGAAAGGGCUCAUGUUUUUAAAUUUAUUGUCCUUGUGUAUGUGAUUCAAUACAUACAUACUUCCUUUAGGUCAUUAGUGACUAAUACCAAGUUUUUUUUUAUCUUUGUUUCUACAUAACCAUAUUUUAUUAUGCUGAUCCAUUUUCAGCUAUUGGGAUUGCUGCAAUUUAAUAUCCAUUGUUACAUCAUAGGAAGCAUUGUUUAGUUGCAAUUAGGUAUUUUAUUUAAGAUAUAGCAAUUUUGAAAAUUCCAUUAUUAUUUUGAUUUCGUGUAGUCAGAUUCUGGAUAUUAAGCACUGAUGUGUACUAAUUAGUUAUGUUUUUUUUGAUAUUUUUAACUCUGGAAAUAGUAGGAAAUUGUUUAAGAUCAUUUUGUUAGUAUUAUGGGUUCUGAACAACGGAUACAGUGAUGUUAGAGUUAACUUGGGAUUAUAUAAAACCAUGCAAUAUGCAGAAUUCAGAAAUAGAAGGUGUAGGAUGUCUCGAGAUCAAGAUAACCAUUUAAAUAAUGAAGACAGAAACGCCAGUUUUUCUGAUCUUUUUAAUGAAUUAUGGAUAGAUGUGAAAUCUAAUGUUCAAGCUAAAUCAAGCCGGAAAUCUUCUGAAUCAUCUUCAUCUACUGCUGAAAGCGAGACAAAACAAAAAGUUGCGCUGUUAGAUUUUAGCAAAUGGCGUGUUGUAUCUCAUUUUCAACUUCCAGAUUGGCAGAGAGACAAUGAAUUUCUACACCAUUGGCACAGACCGCCCAUGCCAUCCUUUCGAGCAUGCUUUGGAUCAGUAUUCAGACUUCAUUCAGAAACUGGAAACAUUUGGACACAUUUAAUAGGUUUUAUUAUGUUCAUUGGAAUUUGUAUCUAUUUUCAAUGUCUACCUGGAAAAUAUUUUGUCAUUGAAUGGCAAGAGAAAACAGUAUUCACAAUGUUUUUUCUCGGAGCAAUCUUAUGUCUGUGCUUCUCGACACUAUUUCAUACUGUUGGUUGCCAUAGCGAACGAGUGUAUAGAAUAUUUGGGAAACUUGAUUAUUCUGGGAUUGCAUUGAUGAUUAUGGGAUCAUUUGUACCAUGGAUUUAUUAUUCAUUCUAUUGUGACACAGAACCAAAGAUAAUAUACAUGACAUCUGUUUGUGUUCUUGGUGUAUUAUGUAUUGUGAUUUCACAAUGGGAUAAAUUCAGCACAGCUAGAUUCAGGAGAGUCAGAGCAGUAUUGUUUGCUGCUCUGGGAUUGAGCGGAAUUGUACCAUGUAUACACACUAUUAUUAAGAUGGGAUUUAUGCAAGCUGUCAAUUAUGGACAAGUAGGAUGGCUGUCUCUAAUGGCUUUCUUGUAUUUAUUCGGUGCCUUUCUCUAUGCACAGCGAAUUCCUGAAAAGUAUUUUCCAGGAAAAUGUGAUUUGUGGUUUCAAAGUCAUCAAAUAUUCCACAUUCUUGUUGUAUUGGCUGCUGUUGUACAUUUUCAUGGAAUAUCGAAUCUUCAACAUUAUCGAUUCCAAUUUGGAGAUCAGUGCGUUAUCACUCAACAAUAAUUUUUUGAAGCAAACAUCUGCCAAUCAAAGCGUCGUUGAUUUAUUUCUCAUGUCAAGAAUUAGUUUUCAGUGUCAAAAUGUUUUGGCAUGUUUAAAUAAUUUAUAAUGUAUUAUUUUUCAAAUUGAAUGCGACCUUGUCAGACCAAGUAAUAUUUUUCAAUAGGUCUCACAUAGUCCCAUCCAAUUUACAUGGCCAUUGUGAUUAUAUUCGACAUGAAAUGGUAUAACAAUUUCAUUAAUUAGUAUUAAAUUGUAAUUUUAUGUUCUUUUUUCUUUCAAAUCUAAUGCCUUGUUUCUACUUAGGUAAUUAUGAGAGAAUAAUUUUAUUAUAUUUAUGGAGACUUUAUGCAUGAUGCAUUUUAUGUAUAGACUAUCUUUUCAUUUGCUCUUAGUAACAAGUAUUUGGUCGUCAGUGAUCUUCAAGUAUACAUAAUUGUUCAGGGUGAACCAACAUGUGUACGGAGUAUUUCUGCCCAAAACAAAUGCAAUAUUGGCAAGCUAGUUAAUAGUUCCGAUAGCGUAAAGUUAUCAGUAUUAAUAUUAUCAAUAAGAUAUAAUUCAAAAGUUCGAGAUUUCAAAAGUUUUUGAUUUUCGUUUCUAGUUGUGCUUUUGGUUGAUUUUUAAAAAUAUUAUUGUUAAAAAGCAUGCCUAAAUUUGGAAGCCCACUAGGUCCUUUCGAGUAGAAAAUUUAAAUGUAAUUGGCGGUAAUAUAUAACUUUUUCAACUAGCACUUUGUCUCUUGGUGAUAUAUACUUCACAUUAUUGAUUUAAUUACAAUAAUUUUUCAUUUGAAUACUUACAUGGCUCAAUAUUUUUUAUGCCAUGUUUUUUUGAUGUUUUAACGAUUCAGGCUGGUCCUGUGAAGCAAAUUUACAAUUAUGAAGGACAUUGGAAUCAUAGUUAGAUGUGAUCGCAAAAUGAUAUCUAUUUUCUCUUACAUAAGAAUUCUGAUUUUGUUUUUAACCUUAAAUCUAAGUAAUGUAUUAUAUUAAGUAGUAGGGUUCAUAAUUUCUGUUUUUACUUAUGCUUAUACACAAAACAAAUUAUAUUGGUUGAUAAGGAAAACAGUUUUCAAUUCAACUUCUAUUAAGCAUAUAAUAUUUUCGAAAGCAUUUAAAAAAUUUCGAUUGAUUUAGGUUUUGCUUUACACUUACACAAAUGUUAAAAAAAAUGUGGCUUUCGUAAUAAGUUGACUUUACUAUGAUUAAAUUUGCGAUAAUCCGUUUCUUACUGGCACAAUCUUCCUUCCAUAUCAGAAAGGGAGGUCAAGGCUUUAAAAAUGAUAUAUGGUCAAUAUUGUAUUCAUAUUUGAGUGAAAAUUCUCACUUAUUCUGCUGUCUCAUUGUUGUAUAAGAACUAUGGUCGGCGAAGAUCCAUCAUUUUCUGAAUAUUCGGUUACUGCUGUCUCAGUUGAAACAGUGUUCAAUAAAUAACCUCGUACAGUA
Molecule: messenger RNA, 3308 nt
Organism: Styela clava
Lineage: Eukaryota; Metazoa; Chordata; Ascidiacea; Stolidobranchia; Styelidae
Product: adiponectin receptor protein 2-like
Biological process (GO): adiponectin-activated signaling pathway
Cellular component (GO): plasma membrane
Molecular function (GO): signaling receptor activity
Source: RefSeq, a predicted model, not a curated record